This is a messenger RNA of Salvia miltiorrhiza (redroot sage), 5249 nucleotides long. RefSeq names its product putative 1-phosphatidylinositol-3-phosphate 5-kinase FAB1D. Gene Ontology annotation, molecular function: 1-phosphatidylinositol-3-phosphate 5-kinase activity; ATP binding. Gene Ontology annotation, biological process: phosphatidylinositol phosphate biosynthetic process. The transcript has 13 exons. Gene Ontology annotation, cellular component: endosome membrane. The record is from RefSeq and is a predicted model, not a curated record. Lineage: Eukaryota; Viridiplantae; Streptophyta; Magnoliopsida; Lamiales; Lamiaceae. Bases 424 to 4863 code for a protein of 1479 amino acids.
CAGUUGAAUAAAAUUCGAAUUUUUGUUGUUGUGAGCAGCGAAGAACUGGCUGUGGGUCCCAUUCAUCUUUGGACAAUCUUUCAAAUUUUUCUUUAUUACUUCUCCUUCUCAAAAUCUUUGUUCAUGCCGAGCUCGUUCACAAAAUCUUUUGCUUUUUCAAUGUCCCCUUUCUCAGCGACUUGAAAUUCUCGAAUGUCCAAGAUUUUGGAAUCUUUAUGUCUUGAACAAAGGCACGUCAUCUGGGAUAUGAAGAUUGACGAAGCUAAUGCUGAAUUUGUGGGAAUUUGUUUAAGGAAUGAAAGGUAUGAAAUGUGAAAGAUGUAACUUUGAGAUUGCGUGAAGUUGGCAAAGUCGAGCAAGAGCACAUUGCAAGUUUUUUGGUUUGGUUCUUAGUUAGGAAGUGUAAACUGAAGUUCUUUCACGAUGCCAUCGCUCAUUCCUAGUGCUUCUUUGGAAAGCAGCCAUAGUUCUUUAUCAAGUUGCAGUGAUAUUUCAUCAGACGUUAACUUUUAUGACCGGCCGUACGUGGAAGACAGCAGUCAAGAAGAUGUUUCCCUAAAAGGGCGUCUUGAUAACUCAGACCUAUCAGUUAAAACAAAUGGUUUUCAUCAAAAUGGUAAUUUGGCGAAACAACAUAUUUUGGAAGUUGGAAGGAUCAAUAGUUUUGGGAGCCUUAGAGAGGUAGAAACUGCUGAAGUUCCACGAGGAACAGACAGCAAUGUCAGACGAGUGAGUUCAUCCAGUGAUGGAUCUGCUGCAUCUCUUCCGAAUGAUGAAGGGAAUGCUGAAUUCUGGCUUCCCCCGGAGCCAGAGGACUGGGAAGACGACGUGAUAGGUAGGGUUGCAAGUUAUGAUGAUGACGACGACGAGUGUGGGGAUGGCGCCACCUGGGCUAGGCCUAGUUCUUUAAGUAGCUUCGAAGAAGAAGGAAGUGCGAGUUACAAAUUCAGAGAGGAAAAGGUUAAGGCAAUGGACAAUGUUAAAAAUGGGAAAUUUAUGGCUCUCGUUAGCCAACUAGUUAAGUCUGUUGGUGUCAAUUCGUCCAGAGGUCAGGGCGAAAAUUGGGUGGAUAUAGUGACUUCUUUAUCAUGGGAGGCUGCUGCAUUUGUGAAGCCAAACACACAUGAAGGUAAGGCCAUGGAUCCCGAUGGAUACGUGAAGAUCAAAUGCAUUGCAACUGGUUUGCGCAGUCAAAGUCAAGUAUUCAAAGGGCUCGUAUUCAAAAAGCAUGCUGCUCAUAAACACAUGCCGAUUAAGUGCAAAAAUCCUCGACUGCUGUUGAUCCAUGGCUCACUGGAUCUUACUUCUGGUGGAUUAUCGUCGUUUGACUCAAUGCAGCAGCAGGAAAAGAGCAAUCUGAAAACCAUUGUUGAUAUGAUAGAGAAUUGCAAUCCAAAUGUUAUCUUGGUCGAGAAAUCAGUUUCUCGUGACAUACAAGAGUCCAUUCUUGCAAACAGAAUGACACUGGUGUUCGAUAUGAAGCUGCAUCGUCUAGAUAGAGUUGCUCGUUGCAUUGGUUCGCCUAUCUUGUCAACGGAGCUUGCAUUGGGUCAAAAGCUUAGGCAAUGCGAGUCCUUUCAUAUUGAAAGAUUCGUAGAAGAGCAUGAUGUUAGCAAUGAUGGUGGAAAGAGACCGAGUAAAACUUUGAUGUUCCUAGAGGGCUGCCCUUCUCGGCUUGGAUGUACAAUCGUGUUGAUGGGAGCAAGCAGUGAUGAACUGAAAAGGAUUAAAUGUGUCAUUAGGUGUGCAGUUGUCAUGGCAUAUCAUUUUAUGCUCGAGACUUCCUUUCUUCUCGACCAGACCUCAAUGUUCUCCACGAUUUCUCCCUGUGAAGUGGUGGACCUGGCACUCAACAGCAAGAGAUCAACUUUGAUUGGCUCUGAUGAGACAAACAUGUGCGGUCCGAAGGAAUCUGAUGCACGACUAAACACACCAUCCACACUUGCCAUUCCCAUUUCCAAUGGUUUCCAUCAAAACGACCCAGAAAACCUGAUGUCGUCCUCAGAAACAGUUUCAGGAUUAUCUCUUUCAACAUCAGUCGAAAAAGUUAUGAACAAUAGUUUUCCUUUUUUCACCGUCUCUUCUGAGAGAAUUGUGAGCCCAUUUGGUUUUAAUGGAAGAAAUUGGGAUGGUCAGACUGCAGCUAAAAUUGAUGACAUGCAAAAAGAUGGAUAUAUGGAGGAUAAUUCGUCCGAAUUUUUGGAUACGUGGAAUCAUAGUGACAAUGCUGAAGAUCACUUGCCUAGCAAGGAUGGCAUCUGUGCAGCGCUUGACUCCGAGAGCAUAUUAGUUCUGUUGUCCAGCCGCAAUGCUUCAAGAGGGACUAUCUGCGAGAAGAGUCAUUUCUCUCAUAUCAAGUUCUACCGGAGUUUUGAUGUUCCUCUCGGAAAGUUUCUGCGUGAUAAUCUGCUCAAUCAGGGACUUCAGUGCAAGACUUGUGGAGAAACCCCCGAUGUGCACUCUUUCUUCUAUGCGCAUCACGACAAGCAACUCACUAUCCAAGUUAGACAUCUUCCCGCUGGGAAGAGUUUGCCCGGAGAAACUGAGGGAAAGCUUUGGAUGUGGAGUCGUUGCAGUCUCUGUCAAGAUGGAAGCUCAAAAUCUACGAAGAGGGUGUUGAUAUCCACUGCUGCCCAUGGUUUAUCGUUUGGAAAGUUUUUGCAGCUCAGUUUUUCAGAUGUCUCUUCAUUCAAUUGUUCGUCCAGAUGUGGCCAUUCUUUCCAUAAGGAUUUCUUGUACUUCUUUGGACUAGGCCCCAUGGUUGCUGUGUUCAAGUAUUCAUCAGUUGCGACUUGCUCAGUGUCACUGCCGCCUCAGAAGAUGGAAUUCAGCGCCUCGGUCAGAAGGGAGCUUCUUAAGAAGGAUUCUGAUGAUGUGUAUCUGCAAGGGAUUUCAAUGUUCAUUGAUAUUGAAAAGUCGCUUAAGGAAAUAGAAACUCGAUAUAUUGGUGUAACUCUCAACAUUCUGGGCUCAAGCAUGGAGUUUUCCGAUAUUAUUCUCAUGCUGAAGCAGGAAAAGUCUCAAUUUGAGGUCGAAACUCAAUGUGCUACUCAAGUUGAGAGUGAAGUUGAUGCCGCGUCUAGGCUCCUAAGCUUGAACACGAUCCGGUUGGAACUUCUUCUUAAAUCAUGCAUAUGGGAUCGAAGGCUACAUGCUUUGCUUUCAUCGGACAUCAAGGUGAUCGGUUCUAACUCUAUCGCCUCAGUAUUCGUUGAAGCUAAUGAAUGUCCAGUUACAGAGAUUCGUAUAAACGGACAAGUUGAAGGAUCCACGGGUGUGUGGAACGAAAAUGGAUCAACCAUUGAUGGAUUAUCUAAUUCACAUCACGAUCUAGAAGAAAAUCCCCAUUGUUCGUUGUCACUGGACCUAGAAAACGACAAAGGUUGGAUCUGGGCCCCAUUUGCUGACAUUCGACGCGAAUACAUGGAGGAUCUGCAGAGAGGUUACUUGCCAAAGAUUGAAUCUUUCAGCAGUUAUGCUGCAGAAUCCGUCGCUCAGAAACUGAUAAAUGAUGAGGGCUCCAGGCUGCACAUUCCUCUUGGUGCCAACGGCUAUAUAGUUUCCGACUAUGAGGAUGAAUUUUCGAGCAUAAUAGCUUGCGCUCUGACCUUAUUGAAGGAUUUUGAGGUAGCAGCAGACGAUCUAUCCGAGAAUGCUCAGAGAGAAAGAGUAAAUGACUCUAAACCGCACGAGAGCUCUCAGAGGCUGACGAGAGUGUUUUCUCUAACCACUUCUCGUUGGCCUUCGUUUGGUUCGUCAGAUUCCGAUGGUGUACACUCUCCAACUACCAACUUAGAAGAUUCACACACAUCAAGUUUUGACGGUCUGGAUUUGCUAGACUCGACGGUUUCCUAUAGUGCUAGCCACCCAGAAGUGUCUAUGGGUUUGGGGAGGAAGCGCAAGUACUCCGUCAUUUGCCUAUUCGCGAGCCCGUUCCGUCAGCUGCGAGACCGGUGUUGUCCUUCUGAAGUCGAUUUUAUCGCUUCUCUAAGCCGCUGUAGGAAUUGGGACGCGAAAGGCGGGAAGAGUAAGUCUUUGUUUGCUAAGACGCUAGACGAUCGUCUCAUCAUCAAGGAGAUCAAGAGGACGGAGCUCGAUUCGUUCAUGACAUUUGCCACAAACUACUUCGAGUACAUGAAUGAGUGCUACGAGCUCGGAAACCAGACAUGUCUUGCUAAAAUCCUCGGAAUAUACCAGGUUACAAUACGAUCGCCAAAAAACGGGAAGGAGACGAGGCACGAUCUUCUAGUAAUGGAGAAUCUCUCGUUUGGUUGGCAUAUAUCGAGACAGUACGAUCUCAAAGGAGCUCUGCAUGCCCGACUCAACACGGACGAGGCGGGCGAGGUUCUUCUAGAUCAAAACUUUGUCAAUGACAUGAGCGUUUCGCCUCUCUACGUUUGCAGGAAAUCCAAACGGAAUCUACAGCGUGCGGUAUACAAUGACACCAACUUCCUCAACACGAUCAACGUGAUGGACUACUCGCUGCUUGUGGGGGUGGAUUCCCAACGUCGUGAGCUGGUAUGUGGCAUCAUCGACUAUCUCAGGCAGUACACGUGGGACAAGCAGCUCGAGAACUGGGUGAAAUCCUCACUCGUCGUCCCCAAGAACCAGCUCCCAACAAUCAUCUCCCCCAUCGAGUACAAGAAGAGGUUUCGAAAGUUCAUAAGCACCCAUUUUCUAACCGUUCCGGACCAUUGGUGCUCCCACAGAUCAUCCGACCCUUGCAAAGUCUGUGGCACGGCCUCGGACAAUGGCCUGCAGCAGAAGAAACGGGGGAGUCGGGAUGACAGCUCGUGCCAGAUGUUGUCUCAAAAGCAAGGCAAACGCGAGCCAUGUACUCUAAAGUUGGAGUCCUUUGCCUGAUUUUUCUAGUUGUUCGUCGCCGUUUUGAAGUCUACUAUCUAUAGAAGGAGGUUCAAAUGCGAGCACCCUUAUUUAAAUUGAGAAUGCGUGAACCAUUUUCAGCCUUUCGAAUAUGAAGAUCUACGACAAGUACAUCUCCUUCGUGCGUGCAGUGUAGUGUUCUCACAGAAAAAUGUAGUUCUCACGAGAACAAACCCUUCUGUUUAUAUGUUGAAUCCGGCCCACGUUGUACAUAGUCGAUCCCCUUCUGGCCUGCAUUUAUUUCUGCAGUUAGUUUUGGGGCGUUUUGGUGUUUUUACACGUCUUUACAUAUAUUUUUCUUUUUGUAUGUAUAUCAUUUUGAACAACUGUAAAAAUGGAAUGGAAUUGGCAAAAGUCCUUUGUUC